AUGUCUUCACCAAAGCGCACAGCGUCGCCCUCGCCUGGCGCAUCCGACUCAAAAAGAAUCAAACUUACAGUACCACAGCAGAACCAAGGCGUGACCCCCGUUGACCCCGAGAAUGCCGCGGGGAAGCGCAGCGAACUUGACCCAAUACAAGGCGGCGACAUUGGCAACCUGCCUCCAUCCGAAGCGGGGCCAGCACCGAGCGAGCCGGCCAGUGCAGUUCCUGUCCGGCUGCUGAAGGCUGAGGGAGAUGGAGAGGGUGGAGAGGACGUGUCGAUGGCCGAUGGGGCAGAAGGAGGAGACGAGGAGGGCGACUCGGGGGAGGAGAACGACGAUGAAGACCCUGCCCAGCUCGAGGCCACCAGACUGCGAUUAGAGGACCAGGCGCGAAAAUAUCUAGCAGUGCAGACACACGAAGUUAUCAUACCGUCGUACUCUGCCUGGUUCGACAUGUCCAAGAUUCACCAAAUUGAGCGCCGCGCCUUGCCCGAGUUCUUCAAUUCUCGACAUAGGUCAAAGACCCCCGCGAUAUACAAGGACUAUCGCGACUUCAUGAUCAACACUUACCGGCUCAGGCCGUCAGAAUAUCUCACUGUGACCGCAUGUCGCAGAAACCUUGCGGGAGAUGUUUGCGCCAUCAUGCGCGUUCACGCGUUCCUCGAACAAUGGGGUCUCGUUAACUAUCAAAUCGACCCGGACCAGCGUCCAGCAGCGCUUGCUCCUCCCUUUACAGGGCACUUCCGAGUUAUCCUAGACACUCCUCGCGGAUUGCAAUCUCUACACCCCGGUACACGACCAACAAAUGGGCCCAACGGCGCCGCCGUCAACGGAUCCUCAAAGGGCGCGUCAUCUUCCACUUCCGCUUCGCUUGAGCUCCGCUCUUCCAUCUACCAGACAACCUCAAAAUCCUCGCGGCAAAUCAGCGCGGCAGAAGCGAGCACGCUUGCGAACGGCACCGCAAACGGCAUGUCGGGGGAGCGGCAGCUGAAGUACCAAUGCGACACAUGCGGGGUCGACUGCACGCCCGUGCGGUACCAUUCGCUGAAAACCAAGAACUUCGAGCUCUGCCCGCCGUGCUACCUCGACGGGCGCUUCCCGUCGAGCAUGUUCAGCGGGGACUUCGUCAAGCUGACGAACACUGCGACGGUAUCGGGCGUGCACCAUGGGAACGGGCCGGGUCUUGAGGAUGACUGGACCGACCAGGAGGUACUGCUGCUCCUCGAAGGCGUGGAGAUGUACGACGACGAUUGGUCCGCCAUCGAGGAGCACGUCGGCUCGCGCAGCGCGCAGCAGUGCAUUCGCAAGUUCCUGCAGCUGCCCAUCGAGGACCCGUAUGUCGCGACGGAGGGGAACAUGGGCCCGCUGCGGUAUGCGCGCGUGCCGUUUGACCAAGCUGAUAAUCCCGUGAUGAGUGUUGUUGCGUUCCUUGCUGGCGUCGUAGGUCCCGGCGUUGCAGCCGAGGCAGCGAAGACGGCGCUGCACGAGCUGACGGACGGGGAUAAGAAGGAGACGGAAGAAACGAUGGAAGAGGGUAAAUCGGAGAAGGCCGCUGAGGAUCACGACAACAAGGAUGCAGUAGAGGCAGCGGAGAAGCAGGGAGAAGACCACAUGAACGAGGACGUACCGCAGGACGAAGUGGUGGCUCUACCACCUGAUGGUGCGUCCGGCGAGGCACAAACACAAGCGUCGGACAGCAUGGCCAUCGACUCCGAGCCAGGCUCUUCACACAAGCCCGCCGCGACGAUCCCGCACUCGAAGGUCGUUCGCGCGGCGAGCCUCGCGCUCAAGUCCUCCGCCAAGGCUGCGCGCGCUCUCGCAGACGCGGAAGACGCGCAGAUCCGCGCGACGCUCGCGUCGCUGAUCAAGUUGACGCUGACAAAGCUCGACCUCAAGAUGACACAGUUCGAGGAGCUCGAGGAACUGCUCGAGGAGGAGCGGAAGGGCGUCGAGAGCGCACGCAUGGCGCUCGUGAAUGAGCGUGUCGGGCUCCAGCGUAUGCUCGAUACCGUCAAGAGCGAGCUUGCGAAGGCGGGUGGCGUGGUGGGGCCCGGUGUCGUGGCGGCGGCGGGGCAGGCGCAGACGGGCUUGGUUACUGCUGGCCAGAGCACGCGCGUGAGCGAGGUGCACGGCGCCGUGGGUGGGGACAUGGGCCCCGUGAACGGGGCGAAUAUCACCCAGCUCAGUUGA
Molecule: messenger RNA, 2184 nt
Organism: Sparassis crispa
Lineage: Eukaryota; Fungi; Basidiomycota; Agaricomycetes; Polyporales; Sparassidaceae
Product: SWIRM-domain-containing protein
Exons: 2
Coding region: 1-2184 (727 amino acids)
Biological process (GO): positive regulation of DNA-templated transcription
Cellular component (GO): SWI/SNF complex
Molecular function (GO): histone binding; DNA binding; zinc ion binding
Source: RefSeq, a predicted model, not a curated record